AUGGCGGAAGUAGGAAUGAAUCCUUUGCCUUCAGGUUAUGAAUACGAGUUUAUUUCGACUGUCCUUGAUGAUCACCACUGCCUUAUUUGUCACUUACCUUUACGAGAACCAGUUCAAACAAGAUGUGGCCACAGAUUCUGCAAAAAAUGUCUUAAUGAAGCGAUUAGAAGGUAUGAAAAUCGGCCACGGCUGCUUAACUACAGACUACAGGGGCACCCAACGACAAUUUUCGGAAAAAUAUCUUUUCGGAAGACGAUUUGAGAUCUAGAAUUUUCGGAACAUUUGUUGUAAAAUUUCUUGCUUGCCUGCUUCUCCUAGGAUUUUCGAACAUCUAAAAUGUGGUAUAAUUGCCUAUUUUUUCUGGCUGAAAUUUUCGAAAAGGUAAGUUUUGAUCCCUAUAAUUUUUGGAUCACUAGACUUUCAGCUAGGAAAUCCGAACAGAUGAAAAUUUUUUAGGGGAUAAAAAUAUGCCUAUAUCUACCGUUUAAAUACCAAAAUACGUUUAGCAAUGCUAUGUUUUAGUGGUUUUGAACUAUAUUCUCGUUGGGUGCCCCCUGUACAGAAUACACCCCAACGAAUAUACCUAGAAAUUUGCCUUGGCUUGGUGGCUCGGUAGUCCCGACUAACGAGCCACCGAGCCACUGAACUAUAUAACCUCGACUGAAGAGCCACCGAGCUAUAAUACAUACUAAAACAUAUACCUUCUAUGUCUGUCUUACACUUAUAUGUCUUAUAUCUUUCUCGUUCUUUAAACACUUGUCAUGACUAGCGAGCCACCGAGCCACUUCUGUUUAAGACCUUAAAAUAUGGCCCUGUAUUCUGUAGUUGUGAAAAUCGAAACAGAGUUUUAAGCUUAGGCUUCUCUUACGUUCCACUGUUGAAAUUUCAUUUGAAACAUUACCAGGCACAUUCUAAUAGACGUUCUGGUAAGAAGAAUAACCUUCUUUGUCCAGAUUAGAUUGAGAUAAUAAUAUUUCUCAAAAAUAUUAAGGUCAGCUUUAAAAACCAGCUUAUGUAUAAAAACACUGCAACAGGUAUUCUGCCCUAAAAUUGACCACUACAGAAAAUACCAUAACAUACCAUAAUGCUCUUUUUUUGUCACCCCAAAAUUUUGCAUAAGCAUUAUCUUCAGUUUCUCUUGGGAGUUAAAAUGGCCCCAAGAGAAAGUGAAAACAAUGCUUAUGCAAAUUUUGAGGUGACAAAGAAAGAGCAUUAUGGUAUGUUAUUGUAUUCUCUGGAGUGGUCAAUAUGCAGUGACCUAAUUAUAAUUAAUUCCCGAGUGUCACAUUUCAAAUCAAGAAUACUAAAUACUCCAUGCAGUUGUUUUCACUUUUGGUCAUCUUAAUUUUUUCACAACAGCAUUAUUCUGACUUACUUAUGUGGCAUGACCACAAAAUACAUUGAAUGUUGCUUUUGGGGUUCUGAGUUGAGGUCAAAAUUUCAAGUUUUGAGGUCUAACUUAGGGGCUGUCGACAUAUUCAUUUUUCCCCCACUUAAUUAACAUCAACUGGACGUUUAGGUGGGAGGGGGGUAAUUAAGGCAGUGGAUGUUAGUGCAGGGCAUUUUUGGACAAAAGCAGACUCAGAUAUACAUUUUCAUACAUUUACGUCAUGUGUGGAGCGUGAGUGUUAAUUGUGAUCUUUUAUAAAACUCUGCUCUUAACUACCAUGAGUAUUUUACAUUGUGAUUAUUUAAGCUCUAUCAGGCUUAAUCACCUAUAAAUUUUUACAAUACCAAAAAUUAUGGUUAGUUUGCUGAUAAUGUAAAUACAUUUGUCAGAACACAACCGGAAUCUUUUUUCAUGACAUACUUUCGACAUCAGCAUUCUAGCUGUUUUGAGAAUUUGUUCACAGCCUCAUUGGACAAAAUCCAAGGCUAUCAUUUUCACUUCAAUGUAACAACAAAUGACAAUACGUUGACUUAAGCUGAAUAACGUACAAAGUCGAUAACUUUUAUAAAGAAUAACAAGCUAUCUUAACAGUGUUCAACAUGUGGCAAACCCAGCUUAAAUUUCUUCCAAUUCUUCCCCUCCUAGGUAUCUCACUAUACAGAUAUUCUUUGUGGUAUUGCAAAACUCCUUGAUGAAGUUUGCGUUAGUCACACGAAACAAAUAGGAGAUAAUAAAAGAGUUUGUACAACUCAAGAAGUUCGCAAAAAUGCUGCUCAUUGGUUUAUCCCUUUAAACAUAAAUAUAUAUAAUGAAGUUUCUACCAUGUUUGUAAAGCAGUAAAUUGUGUUGAUACCGUUGACAUCUUCACGCAAGUGUAUGUCAGUAUUCCUUCUGGAAUGCAGUGACUCUUGGGGCAGCAAAAUUUCAAGUGGACAUUAAUUAAGGAGUUGGAGGGAGGGGGGUCUGAUCUAAACGUCCAGUUGACGUUAAGUGGGGAAACAGUGAAUAUGUCGACGGCCCCUUAGUUUUGAUUGAAGCUAUUAUUUACAAUCUGAUUCUUGAACUUAACAUGGCCAGCCUGGGUUAACUUUUUUGUGUCAUGUUGUGUGACCAUACUACCGCCAUAAAGAAGUUUUCAGAGGGCCUGAAUUUUUUAGGUGCUAGUUUUUCUGUAGACACUGUAGAAUAGCUGUACUUACAUGUAACUGACUCUUGCAAGUAGUGGUCACCUCUAUACAGUGGCAACAGCCACCACUUCAUUUGAUUUUAUGGCGGUUUGUUUAUUAACAGACUUAAGAUGCAAUCAGUAUCAUUGGAAAAAUUUGCUGGACCUCUUAACUUACAUUCUAGCAAUUUUUUUCCACACAAACCCUUUUUUUUUCAGACAUUCUAACAUCCAUAACUUCUGAGUUUUAUUAACCUCAGAAAGUCGCCAGUUAGUCUACUCAAACUUGGCUUUCUGCCUAAUUUCCUGAUGCCCUUCCUAUCCCUGGUAUAAAAAUGUUUUGCAUAAGGAAGGUCACUUCAUAUCACUGCAAAUGAGUCCUGUUGUCUUUCAAUAUCAUUGGUACUCAGGUCUCAGACACAGGUAGCAGACACUGAAGAUUGCAUAUUUUAUCACACCCCUACCUCUCCACAAAAGUUGCCAGUUCUAUGUCUAUUUUUAGGUGGGGUCCCUUAAAGAUUUAAAAUUUACUUGUCCCAAAUAUUAUUAAUCUUUAAGUUGCCAGGCCUAGCCAACUUUGAAGCAACUAAUUAUUAUUUGAAGUAGAGUAUUGAUAUAGACUUUGCUGUAAUAAAGUUGUUGUGCCCUGUAUUAUGUAGGUUACCAGUUCCAGCAUGUCCAGCAGAUAGAGAGAGACUGGAUCCAGAGAAGGUAAUUGUCAAACACUGAACAUGGUGACUGUUUACACUGUGAGAAAAGACAGAUGAGGCUGAAUUCCAAGCACCUUAUAAAGAAGACUGAAGAAAGGGCUAUAAUCAUUUAUAAUUCCCUUUCUUCUCCCUCUCCAUAAUAAUAUAUUUAACUAAUGGUUAAGAUAUUUUACUUAUAAUCAGGUAUAAAUGGGGUUUCAAACUGUUUUCUCCCUAAACUGUUGGAAACUGGAAUUUGAAAUAGCAAUGUGUCCUUUCGUGGAGAAAAGAGUAUCCGUGCAAGGGGCUGGUUUGUCUCAGAUUCACCAUAAUUUGUUCUUUAUUUACAUAACAAUGAAAAGACUUCAAGCCUGAGGAUCAGUUUAAAAACGUCGGAGAGAAGGAAUAAUUUAUACCAUUAAUUCUGUUGAUCCAGCAAAAGUGAUGUUCCGACAAGAGCUGUUGGUUUGGAAUUAAUGUGUUGUUGAGUUCCUUGUACUUUCAAUAAUUUGAAAAUCAUUCAGACAUCUGAAUCUGAUUCACAUUAUCAUAAACAAUGGCACAACUUCUCGGAGACAUUUUCUCCAUAAGUUACCGGUAUGCCAAAACUUUAAAAAAAUGAAAGUCGUAAUUUUUUUUUUCAACUUUCCAGCAAGAUACUUUGUUAUUAAUUUUGACUGUAAAUGAUUAUUUGUUUCUUUACAGGAUAUAUUUCCUGAUAAAGCCACUGAGAGAAAUAUUCUGUCUUGUCAUGUGAAGUGCCCCAGUAAAGAGUGUGAGUGGACUGGGGAGGCCAGAUAUGUAGAGGUAAAGUAGAGUUGUGUCAGAAGUACAUGUUGUUUUACUGACCAUGAACUUAUUCCAAAGACCUUAGAGAAACCUGUUUCUAAAUUAUCUACUUCCCUUUUUUUCUUGUCAUUUUGAGGGGACAGGGUGAGAUUAUAAUUUAAAAAUUUGCUUGUACUCGGCAAGCUGUGCUGAGGUUUAUGAGCUUGCAGCAGUUAUGGCAGUCUCCUUCGCAGCCGCUUAGGCUGGAGUCACGUGACCUCCCCGUUCCCAUGCCGUUGCUUCAAACCGACGUACAUUCCUUUCCCAGGAUUCAGGCUCACAUGUACAAACACUUUUGUUCAUAAACAUUUAUGCAAUAUCGUGGCUAAUGUUACUUGCCCAUCAGACAACUUGCAAUUAAAACAUGCUAGUAGGUGGGUGAAUAGGGGUAUGCAAAUCCGGCGAUCCGAUACCAAAUCCGCCCUUUCAUUUUUACCCUGAAUCUGAAAUCCGGGCAAAAACAUUUGAAUUACACGCAAAGUCCAAAAUCCGGGCCCAAAAAGUAGAUGAAUCCUCAAUCUGCUGCAAUUGCAGGAUCCGGAAAUACGUUAAAUCUCGCUUUGAAUCCGAAAUCCGGGCAAAAAUAUUUUCAAAAUCCGCUGAUCCGUUCGCUAUUCACCCCCCUCUACUAGCCUGACACUGGUUGCUCCAUUAGCCCUAGGCUACAUCAGACAGCAGUUUUUGUUGUGCUCUGGUGUACUAGAUAUAUCCUGUUGCAGAAUUUGAUGGCUAUACAAAUUUAUUUAGCAAUAACACAUCCAUAUUUACCUACCCUUAAUAGCCUGAUGCUUGCUUUGAUAACAUUUGGGUUGAGAAGUACCUCUCCAAGAAUUUUCUACAACCGGCAACAAAAUUGUUGUCAAAUGGGGUAACUUUGGAGACAAAACAACACCCCUCCCCCGUCUCGUAAAGUUGGGGUGUUUGUUGUUUUGUACAGAUACAUGUAGCUCGAACAGUGGCACAACAUUGCAUGGUGUUUGUAGGGGAAGGAAAGCUUUAUUUUCCUUUUUUUUAAGUUGGCAAAACGUUAAAAGUGUCUCAACUAAUUAUGUCGCCCAUAAUUUGUAAUUACCUUUCUCAAGGAGGGUGUAAAACUAAUUUUUAUCCUUUUUCACUCUUCUAGACCCAUCUGGAGAGCUGUGGUUACAAGAUUAUCACUUGCUCCAAUUCUAACUGUCACAUGCAAAUGGAAAGAAGACUUGUGGAUGAUCAUGUGACUAACUUGUGUCAGUGGCGAAUAGUGCAUUGUGGGUACUGCAAUGAGAAGCAUGUUAAAUGUGAUGAAGAGGUAAUUUAGUGUAGUGUGAUUCUUGUUUAGCUCUAUACAACAUUUUUUUUAGAAAUGGGCUUUGUAAAGAGUCUUACAAAUAAUUGGAGUGUAAAUAAUAUGUUCGUAAUCACAAAUUAACUAUAUCAGAACAUUUUUAAUCCUAAGAGUAGAUAUGUAUAGAUAGAUUGAUUGAUAGAUAAAUUGAUUGAUUGAUUGAUUGUCACAUUGUAACCCAGAGGUUAAAUUAGGCGAUUAUUUACAAAUAAUAAAUUAUAGAUACUUUAAAAUACCACCACUAUUGAGUAGCUAAUUUAUAGAGAAAAAUGUAACAAAUGAUAUGAGUGGAACCCUAUGAAAGAAUGGUGACCCCAGCUAGUUCAUCAAAUUUUGGUACAAACAAAGCCGCAGAGGCAGGUGGAGUAUUAAUGAAACAAAACAGAAAACUUACAUGAGACAGUACCUUACACAGCAACAUGUACAGCGAUUUUCAGGAAGUGAUUUUCAGGAUCACCAACUUUGCACUCUCUAUUACCUCACUCCGACAAAUUAAUACAUUGCUUUCAUUCUUGUUAAGUUUCUCAUUGUUUUGCUUCGUUCUUUAUUGUUAUGCUUUUGUACAGCAUUAUAAUGUGAAGACUUAUACAAUACAAUGCCAUGCAUAAAUUUGUUGGAGUAUCGGACAACCAUCAUAAACUUGUCAUUUAAAUUCUUUAUAAUAUAAUGGAACCCUAAAAAUAGUAUAGGGCUUUAGGAACUGGCAAAAUUAGUUCAUUCAAAAUAUUUUGCUGCGGGCAUAAACACUGUAGAUAUGGUUGCAUAUUGCCAAUAUACAACCACAACCUAAUUGUUUCCAGGCAGCAGUGGCAGCCCGGCUGUUUUGACAUGAGUGUGAAACUUAAGAAAAUGGCAAAAGAGUUCAUGGCUGUUCAAAGAGAAAAUAUAUAGCCCAAUCGCUGACUAAAACAGAAUGCAACAUUAGUGCAAGGAUACUCAAAACACAUUGCUUGAUGCAUUUCAUCUGCUUUUUGAGGAGUAUCUGCAAGGAAAAAACAUCUGUUCAUAAUCUCGAAACCGUAACGCGUACUGAGAAACAAGCAAAUGUUUUGAAGAAAGCCUAUGAGGAUGUAAGAACUUAGAAAUAUUUUCAAUGAAUAGUAACACUGAUAAAUCAUUGAAUUUGGCUGUCUUGUGAUGUGAAGAACUUUGCAGACGUUGUUGCUAGAUAACAUCCUCCUUGAUCUGCAUAAUUCUUUAUGUCAUAAUAUUGUUAAUCCUUAUUCCAUUAUUGUUAAUCUAAAUAUUCCUUUUUUAGGUGUCAGUUGUGUUGAGAUUGCACCUAAGAUAUUUCUUCAUGAGUAAAUACACUGCCUUUCACUUUGUAGCCUGUGUACAGACCCCCCUCCCCUCAGUAAAAAUCGAUUUUAAAGGGGAGGUGGGGGCUUCUAUACACAGGCUAUUCACUUUGUUGAUUGUUAAUGUAUUUAUACUUUUUUGUAAAGUUGGAGGGGAAGAAGAGGGCUAGCAUGCCUUAAUGCUCUUCCUUGGAUUACUACUUAAUCAGGCAUUUUCAUAAAGAGAAGCAGAGUUUUUAUUUGGGAAUAAAAUACUUCUUUUACCUUGUGCACAGAAACACGCCGAUGAAUGUCAGAAGAUACCUACUGAUUGUUCUAAUGGGUGUGGUCAGGUCAUUGCAAGAGAGAAGGUAAAGUCAGCACACACUGAGCCAAAUAGAUUGCUUGUUUGUUUUUAGCUCAUUAAGCAGGAGCUAGAUUCUUAACUCAUGGAGAAUGGCAGCCGUUCUUUUCUAGAUCAAGAAAUGCUGUUGAUGUGUGCAGUUAUUUUAGAGCUGCUGUUAAAAAAGUGUUUCACAAUCCUGUGGAGGAGCAUGUUUCUGUAGAUGUUUUAACAUGCAAAGCAUCAAAAUAAUAAGAAAGAACGAAAAAGUCAUAAAGACGGUUGUGUAGUAAACACUUAUAAUUGAUAACCUACUCUGAUCUCUUUGUUUUAGAUUGGAAAUCACAUUGAAACUGACUGUCCACUUACCAUGAUUCACUGCUCUUAUUUUUCAGUGGGCUGCAAUACAAAGGUGCGAGUCUUUAACAAUUCUGUUGUAAUUUUAAAAAGAGUUCUCCUUUUAAUGUCACUCGAGUAAAUUUGUAUUUUAUUGAUCCAAAUGCAUAUAAUCUUAAGUAGCAUCAUUUAAACCGCAAGUAGCGGCUUCCUUUCAGUUUGUAAGGUAUUUUUCUGUUUUACCAAAAUUCUCACUAAUUUUGGUGGAAACAUAAAUGCCUGGGGAACGCCUCGGUUUGGGUUGAAAUUUGGUCCACUACAUGUGUUGUCAUCUUUGGCCAAUUGUUCCUGGGUUCUUCCAAAAUUCGUGGAAAAGUAAUUAGCUACAGCAAAGAGAGAACGCAAUGUUUCGGUCAAGCUUUUUGAUCAUACAAAUCUGUUCAUUUUUCUCAUGAAACAAGAGUCGCCGAAAGGCGAUUUUUAACUGGGCUGCCAAGGGGCUAUUUUUUCUGAGGGGAGGGGGCGGUUAUACACACUCAGGCUACCAUAAAACCUUGUCGGCAACCAUUGCAUGCGACAGAACCUCAUGUGAGACUGAAACAUAAACUCAUUCAAAACAUUGUACCCUUUUGAAAGACUUUCGUAACCCCCAAAAAAGAGUACCAUUUUUAAGUGGGGGCUGUAUAAUAACUUUUAAAUUCCACCACUAUGAAUAAAAAUAGACAAGUUAGCCAUUAAUUCUAAGCAGGAAACAAUUUGCAUUAUUUCCACGUACCCCUCCCCUAAUCCCUCUGUGCCCCAAAAUAUAGCGUGACAGUAUAACGUGAACUAAUUUGACGUAACUGGAAAUUCCAAAAAUUGUUGUCGUUCUACGAGUAUAAUGAGCUGAUUUACACUAGACAGAAAUAUUGUAUUGUAUGAAAACCAGAAGUAUACUAAAACAGACAGUUAACUGCCCAUUGAUCCCGCCUGAUCCAGGGGCCUCACUGACUGCACGGAGACUUUACUGCGCUUUUCACAAACAUGCGAACUCUAAAGUUCAAAAGCCACCUUCACAAUUGUGUUUAUCGCUGCCGUCAAUCAUAAUUACGAUCAAAAGCAACGAACCUUGAAACAGAGAAACACACAAAACGGAUCGAAAUCCACAAAUCACAAACCAUGACCUUUUGAACCCGUGAAGUAGAGUUUUGUUUCCUAAGAGGUCCGUUAAGAUGAUUGACAGCAGCGAAAAACGCAAUCGUCGGUUGGCUUCUGAACUUCGGAAUUCGCAUGUUUGUGAAAAGUGCGAUCCUCAUUUGCGGUCCACAGUCUACAAGAAAACGCACUAUUUUUUCCACAAGAAGAAAAAUAUUCAGUUUUAAGAUUUUCCUCAUGGUAUUUUUCUCUAACUUAAAGGAAUAAAAUCCUUUGCAUUUUGAGACCUAAAAAAGUUUAAAGACUUCUCGCUCGCAUGUUGCGUUUAUCUCAAUGCACAAUAAUUGACCCUUAUAUUAGUUAAAACCAGAAACCCCAUGAGUUUCUGUUAAAACCCUAUGGUUCAUUUAUAUUAAUGCUGUUUUUGCCCCUCACAUUGACUGUGUUCGUUCGUAUUCAAAACACCUUUACGAAAAUAAAGGUCGUAUAAGUCAUGUGUGUUAUGUUUCGAGAUAAAUGGAUUAUACGCUUUUUUAAGUUUCCAUUUUGCGGUGACUUCAGUUAACAUCUCCAUAAAAUGGUAAAAGAAAUAUCAAGAAACAUCACGAGAGCUAAAAAACUUUCAAAGGCAUGUUUCUGAAACUCGCUAAUGCUGACAUCAAUAUAGCGUGCUUGCUGAAUGGGCGAAAACACAGAAUUGUGAUCACAAGAUCAUGUACAAAUUUAAUAAUAAAGCUUAGCAAGAUACAAAUACAAACAAAAGCAACCCCCCUGAAACCUCGACGUAGGCUACACUUGUAUGCUCUACUCAGUCACCAGACCUUGUCAGUAAUAGCUCCUAUUUUCCUCAAGUCGCUCUCCGUGAAGCUCCCGGAUGGGAUGUUCCGGUGAAGCUUUAAACUUGUGCAUUGUGCGCGAAAUUCUUAGAGUCCCUAUUUUUGUCCGUGUCUUCUUUAUCCUCAGUAUCCGAAAUUUAAAUUUAAUUCCAAAGUGGCGUGUGUUGCAUUAAAUAGAAGGAAAUAUUUAAAGGAAAAGCCAGUCUUCUAACAUGGCAAAGUUGUCACGUCCCUCGCUCAUAGACGUGCGUAGUGCCAUUCAUCGGCAACUGAGUUGUUCGCUUCACUGACUACGAAGCUUACAAUCAAGUCUUCAGCCAUAGUGUCGUCAACUGGUGAAAUACCUUGCUCAUAAAUUGUGCUUCUUAAUUGCUCAUGUACUACAUCGAUCGAUAAUUCUCUCUUUGAGUUCACGAAGCGGCCACGGCGUUCCAAACCUGACGCUCACAGUCAUCUUUUAGUGUGAACCUACCGUGAACAGCGUGUCGGUUUGAAUGCAACGCGAGCAUUUCUCUGAGCUUCCCAGCGCCAACAUCAUCUAACUGACUUAAACUGGAAGAAUAAAAAAAUUAUAGAGUGACUCCCAUGAUCGAAUCGCUUCGAACAACGCAAAUACCCUUCUUCAGGUUCGCAACGCUUUGUGGGUUUUUCAGGGGGAGCGCAGACGAGGUACAAAAAGUAUCCGUGCAAGGGUUCGUGCAAGAGAAACUCAUAUGAAACCAUUUGUGAGAACAUCGUUUCUCGGUACCAGACCCUCGUGUCUUCCCUCCCCCGGGAGACCACUUUUUGACACCGACGACCGAAAGCCCAUUUUAUGACUGGGCGCACAGGCAGCCCAGUAAUAAGAGAUGCAAUGCUCGAUCAGAUCGUGUGGAAAGAUUUUGUUAGGACGGCUCGGGAUGAUUUACGUCCUGAGUAAGUAGGUAAGGGAAGUAAUCAAGUAAGUAUAUAAUAGUCUCUGGCCAAUCGGUCAAGCAUUAACCGGUCGAAGCCCCUGCACGGCCAAUUGCAUUGUGACGUUAUACUUUCUGGGAUAAGAUUAGUAAUUAAGUACACAUUUUCUUGUAGGUUCAGCGUGAAAAAUUGGCUUCUCAUCUUCAAUCUUCUACCGAAGCACAUCUUGCUUUAGCUUGUGUAAAGUUAAACGACACUCAAGAGCAGUUAGCAGUUACCCGAGUUGAGCUAAACAAAGCUCAAAUUCAGCUGAUUGACACUCAAACUCAACUGACUAACACGCAAGGGACGACAAGGGAUUUGGUGAAGAAAGUAGAAAAACUUCAGAGGCAAAUGAAAGAGAAACUGACUAAAAACCAAGUAAACGAAGCUGUAGAAAGUAAAGUGAUGCAGAUGAAAAAGGCAAGGAGUUUUGUGUGGAAAAUUCAGAAUUUUUCUGAACAGUUGAGGCAAGCAAAGGAAGGGGAUCAUGAUAUCUUGAAGAUAAGCGAUCCGUUCUACACAGAAAGUUGCGGUUACAAAAUGCAGUUAUUGCUCUAUCCCAACGGUGCUGGGUCUGGAGAGAACACUCACAUAUCAUUAUAUCAUAGCGUAAUUAAAGGUGAAUAUGAUGCUUUAUUAUCGUGGCCCUUCAAGACAGCUGUGAAGUUUACCCUUAUUGAUCAACAACGCUUCUUACAGCAAAAUUUUGAUUAUUCCUUUACACAUAACGUCACGGAAAGGCCUAAGGAGAAUAGUCCCUCUUCCCUUGGGUUGCCUCAAUUUGUAACACACGAGAAACUUCAAACAAGGCGGUAUCUUGUGGACGAUACCUUGUUUCUGCGUGUUGUCAUUGGCCCGGAUUCCACUCAAUUGAAUUGGUGGUCAACUGAUCCUCUUUCGGGGUCCGAAAACAUUUAA
This is a messenger RNA of Porites evermanni, 11176 nucleotides long. Lineage: Eukaryota; Metazoa; Cnidaria; Anthozoa; Scleractinia; Poritidae. The record is from the annotation of a GenBank genome assembly.